Messenger RNA from Salvia miltiorrhiza (redroot sage), 7904 nucleotides. RefSeq names its product histone-lysine N-methyltransferase ATXR3. The transcript has 20 exons. The coding region runs from base 548 to 7636 and encodes 2362 amino acids. Gene Ontology annotation, molecular function: protein binding. The record is from RefSeq and is a predicted model, not a curated record. Lineage: Eukaryota; Viridiplantae; Streptophyta; Magnoliopsida; Lamiales; Lamiaceae.
CCAAAGCCCAAGCGCUCAACUUGUUUUAACAAACAAAAAAAAAAGCGCUCAAAUAAAAAGAAAAUACAGAGCGAAAAAAAAACAAUCGAUUUACAGAGAUUCGUCUUCAGCUAUUCUUCCUCUCAUCAAUCGAUCCGGUGUCUGCAAUUCUCUCAAAUCCUUCAAUUUCCGAGUCCACUCAGUCGACUCGCCUACUUCUCCGAUCCCACCUCGACUCUGCUCCCGCAAUUCCAACUCGUAAGUCUUCAGAUUCAAAACCCUAGCCACGAACCACGAUUCUCCGCCCCCAAUUCAUUUUCGGGAUUCCGGUCUUUCCAAAGCGAUUUCCGUGUUGGUGUUCUGCUGUUGUUUCAAUUUGCGGGAUUGUUUUCCCGUUUAAUUGAAAAACCCUUCUGCAUUUCCUUGGUGGGGUUCGAGGAAGGAGGAUUAGCGCGGCUGUACUACGAGGGGAUAGCAGUAUGAGCAUUGAUAGCCCCGGAGAAGAAGAGGAUUAGGGUUUGGAUUUAAGCGUGUUUUCUCGAGCUGAAGAUUGAUUUUGGGGCAUUCCAUGGGCGAUGGCGGUGUUGCAUGCGUCCCUUCACAGCAUAUUAUGGAGAAGUUCGCAAUUUGCGGGGGCAAGACCAAUGGCAACACCAAGCUCAAUUCCGUUUCUAAGACUUCCGUCAAGUUGGCUAAAGUGAACCAGAAGAUGAAGCCGAAAAAGUACAAGGGAACCGAGUUGGGCACGAACAAUUUUGGCAGUUUGAAUAACAGAGAAGUUGCUGAGAAGAAUGGCAGUGAUGAUGUUUCUAACGACAACAACAAAGAUGAAGUGGAGGAGGGUGAGUUGGGGACCCUUCCCUUUGAGAAUGGGGAGUUUGUUCCUGAGAAACCGUUGAGAAGGUAUGAAAUUAAGAGUGAGGUUGAGAAGGGUGAGUUCAUCCCUGGGAAGUAUCGAAAGGGUGGUGGCGAAUGGGAGAAAAACGAUUGGAGUUCCUCGAAAGAGGAUCUGGAGAAGGGGGAGUUUGUCCCCGAUAGGUGGUGCAGAAGUGAUGCUGCGAACAAGGCUGGCGAUUUUGGCUACUCGAAGGCUCGGAGAUUUGAUGCUGCUAAGGAAAAAGGAUGGAAGAACGAGCGCGAUUGGACGUCCCCUUCUGCUAGGGAAAGGGGAUGGAGAGCUGAUCGUGAAUCCGAUUGGUCUCCUCCUCCUGCUAGAGAAAAGGGCUGGAAAGGUGACCGUGAUUGGACGUCGCCUUCAUCAGGUAAGUAUUCCAGUGAGAAGGAACUCGGCAGAAGUGGUGGGAGUGUUCAGAAUUUGAGGAAAAUCUCUUCCAGAUAUGAAGCUGAGAAAACCCCCAAAAUCAGCUCCAAAAUAACUGGUGAAGAAGGCACUUUGAAGAAUGACUUCACCAAUAGUAAGAGCCAUGGAAGAGACUAUUCCUUCGGCAACCGCUUAAAGCGGCAUGGUAGUGAUUUCGAUAGUAAUGAGCGGAAGUAUCGUGUUGACUACGACGAGUAUUCUGGUUCGAAAAACAGAAAGCUAUCGGACGAGGGCGGCCGGCCUGGUUUCCCGUCGGAUCACUACUCCGGCAGGGCUACAGAGAGACCGUACAAGACUUCUUCUUCUUCUUCGUCUCGAAAUAUUCCAUCUGAAAGGCAUCCUUCGAGAUAUAUGGAGUCAUCUAGAGCAGCCGCAGCUCAUGACAGGCACAAUGACAGCCCUCAUCAUUCUGAGCGGUCCCCACAUGACCGGGCCCGCAAUCAUGAUAACCGGGAUCGCAGCCCUGCGCUACGUGGUACGCCAACCUACGACCAGUAUGAUCGAAGUAAGUCACCUUAUGAUCGUAGCCGUCACUAUGAUAAUAGGGGCCGAAGUCCUGCUCAUGUGGAACCCUCCCCUCGCAACCAUGGCCGCAAUCGGGAUGGUAGGGAUCGAUCUCCAACUUUGCUGGAGAGGUCACCACGUGAUCGAGGUAGGUACACUGACCACCGGGAAACAAAUCGCAAAACUGGAGGUGGGGAGAAGCGCCCUGGCCAUUAUGGUAGCAAAGGGCAAGAAGGAAAGCAUAGUCAGGUGAAGGAUUCUGGUGGAAGGGAGUCACAGUUUUUGGCUAAAAAAUCACCAGAUGGAGGAAAUGUUGAUAACAGAAGUGUCUCCGCAGAUAAAAUUUCUGGGCCCUCGUGGGACCAUGAAGAGUUACCUCAGAGUCCUUUGCUUAAAAGUGUUGAAUUGUCUCAAGAAAAUGGAAUUUCUGAAGAAGCAGCAUCAAUGGAAGAAGACAUGGACAUCUGUAACACUCCACCUCAUGUCCCGCAAGUGGCAAAUGCAGUCGCAGGGAAGUGGUAUUACCUGGACCACUUUGGUGUCGAACACGGGCCUUCCAAGUUGUCUGAUCUCAAAACACUUCUUGAAGAGGGCUAUCUUGUAUCAGAUCAUUUGAUCAAACACUUGGAAAGUGACAGGUGGGUAACUGUUGAAAAAGCGGUUUCACCGUUGGUUACUGUGAACUUCCAUUCUGUUGUUCCAGACACAGUUACUCAACUUGUCUGUCCUCCUGAGGCUCCUGGUAAUCUAUUGGCAGAUAAUGGAAACGAAAUAUCCAGUAAUGAAGAAUUACCCGUCUCUUCUUCAAAUCAGAUAAUCUGCUCUGAGGACAUAUUGGUCAUUUCCAAGUCUGUAGAAGAUUUUCAUAUCAAUGAUAGAGUUGGAGCACUCCUAGAGGGUGUCACACUAAUUCCCGGCAAGGAAGUCGAGAUGCUUACUGAACUGCUGCAAAUUUCAUCAGAGCAUGAGGACUGGGAGAGAUGGUGGAAAUCACAAGGUUUUACAUGGCACCAAAAGGAUGUGGAUGAGCAUUUUGAAGAUAGUGGUUCUGAACUUCAUGCUGAAGAAUCAAGACCUACUGUACUUUCCUCGUUGGAAAGGGAUAAUGCACUGGAUUAUAAUGAUACUGGUGAAAGUUUCUUCAGCCAAUGGGUGUGCAGGGGGUGUGAUUGGAAGAGAAGUGAUGAAACUACUCUAGAUAGAUCUUGGAAGAGAAAGAUUGUUCUCAAUGAUGGCUAUCCCUUAUGUCAGAUGCCCAAGUCUGGUUGUGAAGACCCCAGGUGGGAGCAAAAGGAUGACUUAUACCACCCUUCUCAGGGUCGAAGACUUGACUUGCCACCAUGGGCUUUCACCUCUCCUGAUGAGUUGAAUGAUCUCAGUGCUACAAGCAGACCUUCCCAAAAUAAACCUGUCCUUCCCAGGGGGGUCAGAGGACUGAUGCUUCCAGUGAUUAGGAUAAAUGCUUGUGUGGUAAAGGACCAUGGUUCAUUUGUAUCCGAAUCCCGUGUAAAAGUUAGAAAAGAAAGAUUCUCUUCAAGGUCUUCGCGCCCAUAUUCCACAAGUAGUGACAUAAAGCAAUCAUCUGAAGAUGGUCCCUGUAAGAGUGCCCAUGAACAAGACUCACACGAUUCUAGUAAGGAUAGUGCACUUGUCAGUAUGCCAAAGGACCGUCUUUACAAGCUUGAUGAAUUGAGAUUGCAUUUGGGAGAUUGGUACUUCUUUGAUGGUGCUGGACAUGAACGGGGACCUCUAUCAUUCUCAGAGCUUCAGAUAAUGGCAGAUCAAGGUGUCAUACGGAAGCACACCAGUGUCUUCAGAAAGCAAGAUAAAAUUUGGGUUCCAGUGACUGUCUCAUCUGAGCCUUCUGGAACUAUAAAGCAUGAGGAGGCUGCAACUAGUUCAACUUUGCUUUCGGAAGCAAGUGGUGGUGUAUUGGAUAGAGACCAGAUAACAGUCAAUAGAUUCCACGGCCUACAUCCCCAAUUUAUUGGAUAUACUCGAGGAAGGCUUCAUGAAUUGGUAAUGAAGUCAUACAAGAGCCGGGAGUUUGCAGCUGCCAUUAAUGAAGUUCUUGAUCCUUGGAUCAGUGCCAGACAGCCAAAAAAAGAGAUUGAGAAACAUAUUUACAGUUCUGAUCACUUCCGUGCAAGCAAAAGAGCUAGGAUAGAUGGGAUCGAAGAGGAGUUUGAGACGGAUGAGGAUGUGCUAAGCCUUCAGAACAAUAAUUGUGAAUUUGAUGAGUUAUGUGCUGAUGUUUCGUUCAGAAAAGGAGAUGAAGUGGAUUCUGAGCUAGAGAGGGGAAGCUGGGAUCUGCUUGAUGGCAAUAUUCUGGCCCGGAUAUUUCAUUUUCUUAGAGCUGAUGUUAAGUCUCUUUUUUAUGCUACCUUGACGUGCAAGCAUUGGCGAUCGGUGGUCAAAUAUUACAAAGAUAUUUCUAAACAGAUUGACUUUUGUUCUAUUGGACCCAACUGCUCCGACUCCACCAUCUUGAAAAUAAUGAAUGAUUACAAGGAAGGAAAAAUAACUUCCUUAAUAUUACGUGGUUGUACCGGCAUUACUGCUGGCAUACUUGAGGAACUUCUUCAGUCAUUACCUUUUUUGUCAUCUAUAGAUAUUAGAGGUUGCACCCAGUUCGAAGAUUUGGUUUCAAAAUUUCCUAAUAUUAAUUGGGUCAAGAGCCGAAAUGCCCAUUUGAAAAUCCGGAGCCUUAAUCACCUAACUGAUAGGAACAUAUCAACUUCUAAUCAUAUGGACGAAUCGAGUGGACUGAAAGAGUAUUUAGAAAGUUCAGAUAAGAGGGACUCUGCAAACCAGUUAUUCCGGCGAAGCUUAUAUAAACGGUCGAAGCUCUUUGAUGCCCGGAAGUCUUCAUCCAUCCUCUCUAGGGAUGCUCAAUUGAGGCGUUUGGCUAUUAAGAAGGCUGGAAACGGGUUUAGGAGAAUGGAGGAAUAUGUUGCUACAAGUUUACGAGAUAUCAUGAAUGAGAAUUCCAUCGAGUUUUUUGAGCCCAAGGUUGCUGAUAUUGAGGGAAGAAUAAGAAAUGGGUAUUAUACCAGACGUGGAUUGAACGCUAUCAAAGAUGACAUCAGUCGUAUGUGCAAGGAUGCAAUUAAAGCUAAAACUAGGGUUGAUGCUAGAGACAUGAAUCGCAUUGUAACGUUGUUUAUUCAACUAGCUACAAGUUUGGAUAAAGGUUCAAAGGUAGAAUAUACAAGAGAUGAGGUUAUGAGAUCCUGGAAAGAUGAUUCGCCUCCUGGCUUUUCAUUUGCUUCCUCAAAAUAUAAGAAGAACCUGAACAAAGGGUCUGAAAGGAAACAUUCAUACAGAAGCAAUGGCAGCCUGUUCAUGAAUGGGCUUUUGGACUCUGGAGAUUGUGCUUCUGAUCGAGAAAUCAGAAGGCGAUUAUCCAAACUAUACAAAAAAUCUUUGGAUUCAGGAAGUGAUACAUCUGAUGACAUGGAUAGAUCUUCCAAUGCAAGUAUCACAGAAAGUGAGAGUACUGCAUCUGAUACAGAAAGUGAUUUAGAAUCACCAUCAGGAGGUGCUAGCAAAGAGUCUAGAGGGGACUCAUUUUUCACACUUGAUGAUGGGCUUGAUUCCUAUGCUGAUGAGCGUGAAUGGGGUGCUCGCAUGACAAAGGCUAGUCUUGUACCCCCUGUCACAAGGAAGUAUGAAGUUAUUGAUCACUAUGUCAUUGUAGCGGAUGAGGAGGAAGUGAGAAGAAAAAUGCAGGUUUCUUUACCUGAAGACUAUGACGAGAAGCUUUCUGCACAGAGAAAUGGCACUGAGGAGUCUGAUAUGGAAAUUCCUGAGGUGAAGGAUUACAAACCCAGGAAAUCCCUGGGGGAUGAGGUCUUAGAACAGGAAGUUUACGGUAUCGAUCCAUACACUCAUAAUCUUCUGCUUGAUUCAAUGCCGGAUGAAUCAGAUUGGUCGCUUGUUGAUAAACAUCUGUUCAUUGAAGAAGUUCUCCUUCGUACUCUUAACAAGCAAGUCAGGAACUUUACUGGUACUGGGAACACUCCUAUGGUGUAUCCUUUGAAGCCUGUAUUUGAAGAGAUACUGGUCACUGCUGAUGAAAAUGGAGACAGAAGACUCAUGCGUAUCUGCCAGUUUAUGCUGAAGGCCAUCGAUAGUCGCCCAGAGGACAACUAUGUUGCUUAUAGAAAGGGUCUUGGAGUAGUGUGCAACAAGGAGGGUGGUUUCAGUGAAGAUGACUUUGUCGUUGAAUUUCUGGGAGAGGUUUAUCCUACUUGGAAAUGGUUUGAAAAACAAGAUGGUAUCCGUGCUCUGCAAAAGAACAAUAACGAUCCUGCCCCAGAGUUCUAUAACAUAUAUCUUGAGAGGCCGAAGGGUGAUGCUGAUGGGUAUGAUUUAGUAGUUGUCGACGCAAUGCACAAGGCGAACUAUGCAAGUCGGAUUUGUCACUCCUGCAGGCCUAAUUGUGAAGCAAAGGUCACUGCUGUUGAUGGUCAGUACCAGAUUGGUAUCUAUUCUGUAAGACCAAUUGCUUAUGGCGAAGAGAUCACGUUUGACUAUAAUUCUGUUACUGAGAGUAAGGAAGAGUACGAAGCUUCAGUUUGUUUAUGUGGCAACCAGGUUUGCCGUGGGAGUUAUCUGAAUCUGACUGGUGAAGGGGCUUUCCAAAAGGUGCUGAAAGAGCAUCAUGGAUUACUUGAACGGCACCGGUUGCUGCUAGAGGCUUGUGAACUGAAUUCGGUGACUGAGGAAGAUUAUAUUGAGCUGGGUAAAGCUGGACUUGGGAGUUGUUUGCUUGGUGGGUUGCCUGAUUGGCUGAUUGCCUACUCAGCCCGCUUGGUGAGAUUCAUCAAUUUUGAAAGGACGAAACUCCCUAAUGAGAUUCUUAAGCAUAAUAUAGAGGAAAAGAAGAGAUUUUUUGCUGAAGUGAACAUGGAGCUUGAAAAGACUGACGCUGAAAUUCAGGCGGAGGGUGUGUACAAUCAAAGGCUCCAGAAUUUGGCUCUUACAAUCGACAAGGUGAGAUAUGUUAUGAGAUGUGUUUUUGGCGACCCAAAGAAUGCCCCGCCUCCACUUGAAAGGCUUAGCCCUGAAGAAGCAGUUUCAUACCUCUGGAGAGGAGAAGGGUCGUUAGUGGAGGAACUUAUUCAGUGCAUGGCUCCUCAUACAGAAGAUGUUACAUUGAGAGAUCUCAAGGUCAAGAUUAAUGCUCAUGAUCCUUCUGGUUCUGAUAAUCCAGAGACGAAGCUUCGGAAGUCUCUAUUAUGGUUGAGGGAUGAGGUCCGGAAUCUUCCUUGUACUUAUAAGAGUCGGCAUGAUGCUGCUGCCGAUUUGAUACACGUAUAUGCUCAUACAAAGUGCUUCUUUAGGAUUAGAGAAUACAAGAGAGUAACUUCGCCACCUGUUUACAUUACUCCGCUCGACCUUGGUCCAAAGUAUGCUGACAAGUUGGGUUCUGGCGUUCACGAAUACUGCAAAACAUACGGCGAGACAUAUUGUUUAGGACAGCUAAUUUUUUGGCACAAUCAAAACGCUGAACCAGAUGCCGCCCUGGCCAAAGCAGGUCGAGGCUGCUUGUCUUUACCCGAUGUUGGCUCUUUCUACGCGAAAAUCCAAAAGCCAUCACGCCAGCGCGUCUAUGGUCCAAGGAUGGUGAAGUUUAUGCUCUCUAUCAUGGAGAAGCAGCCCCAGAGACCUUGGCCGAAGGACCGGAUAUGGUCGUUCAAGAGCUCGUUGAAAUUCGUGGGGAGUCCAACGCUGGACGCUGCGUUGCACAAGGGCUCGAUCGAUCGAGAGAUGGUGCAGUGGUUAAGGCACAGGCCUUCUAUUUACCAGGCGACGUGGGAUAGGUGAAAUUUUUGCAGGCAAUGCUUUUUGAGGAUUCGUUGGUUAAAAAUGGCUGUGUAGUGUAUUAGAUAGUCGUGUUUUUUAGGUGCUGCGAUUCCUCUUGAGGCAUCAUUUUGUUUGCGCUUUUAAUUCUUGUGUACAGCAGCAAAGCAACACACUCUCAUUUUUAGGUCUUGUAAUUUGCAUUCAUUCUUGGGUCAUAGUGUUUGCUCUUUUUAUUAAUGGAAAAUGGCAAAAGAAAAAAAAAAAAAUAUAAAUUGCCAUUGCUUUUCUC